Molecule: messenger RNA, 936 nt
Organism: Cydia splendana
Lineage: Eukaryota; Metazoa; Arthropoda; Insecta; Lepidoptera; Tortricidae
Product: bombyxin A-2 homolog
Exons: 3
Coding region: 273-656 (127 amino acids)
Cellular component (GO): extracellular region
Molecular function (GO): hormone activity
Source: RefSeq, a predicted model, not a curated record
UAAACAACAUUAUUAUUAGAUGACAGACAUUUCUCUCCAAGUCUAGCCACUCAGCAACAGCGAUAAAUCACGAGACGUUUAGACAGUGUUAUCAAACAUAAUUAUAAUUGUUGUUUUGUAUACGUUAUCGAUGUAAACAAGUUUUAAGUAACUCCGUACUAUGGACCUUCGGGAACUAUUUUUAGGCCCGCGUGGAGAUGUUUGAUCCAUUGAACAGUUGUUAGUUAGACCGAGCGACCGUGCAGUGCCGGUGCAACCAAAAUCAGCCAAAAAUGAAUUCGUUACAAUAUUUAUUUAUUAUAAUGGUAUUAUUAGGAAAUAAUUUAGUGGCGCCAGCGCAAGAAGAAACGCAUCAAUACAGGUUGUCCGACCCUGUUAAUAAAUGCAGCCAUCGCCUGUCGCAGAUGAUAGCGAACUUAUGCAAUAACAUGUACAAAAUUGUGAAGAGAGAUACACGUUCAUCGAUAAUGAUAGAUAAGCUAGUCCCAGAAGAUCUCCACGAGCACGUGAAGCGCGCGCGGCUGAAGCGGUGGCGGCGCGUGCGGCGGCAGGUAGCCAAGGAGUGCUGCGAGCGGCCGUGCACGGUCAGCAACUUGCUCAUGUACUGCCCCGCGGAGUCGGAGGUUGUCAAAGAGCACCCUGACAUAUUUGGCUGAUUGUAACAAGAAUGGUGCCAAUGGCCCUGCACGGUCAAUGCUGUAUUAACCCGAAGACAAGCACUGGAGAUAACCCUGACAUCUUUUGGCCGUGCACGGUCAGCAACUGGCUCAUGUACUGCCCCGCGGAGUCGGAGGUUGUCAAAGAGCACCCUGACAUAUUUGGCUGAUUGUAACAAGAAUGGUGCCAAUGGCCCUGCACGGUCAAUGCUGUAUUAACCCGAAGACAAGCACUGGAGAUAACCCUGACAUCUUUUGGCCGUGCACGGUCAGCAACUUG